AAUUGUUUAAAUUGAUCAUAAUUAAUUUAAUAUACAUUUUCAUGUCAAUUAAUUUAUUAUUCACUGUUAUCCUGCAAUAUCCAGAAACUAGGCAAGAGAAUUAUACAGUCCAAUCAAAGAUUGUCGUUUUUAACAAUGAAUAAAAACAGCACCAAAUCAAAGCCUGCAAAAGAGGCUAUUAUUGUACAAUGUGUUCAACCUUAUGCGAAUCAUCUUUAUAAGUCUUAUAACAUAAACAUACCCGUGGACUAUCUUCUCAAAAAAGCGAAAAACUAUAUUAGGGAGAAUGGAAAAUCUAUAAUUGUCAUUCCUGAUUUAGAGAUAUUAGGAGGUUAUUUUAAAAUAAGUAAUGGAACCUUGAGAGAUUUUUCAAGUCUGAAAAGAAUGGGAAAUGCAACUAUAUCCAACACAGGAAGUAUACAAGCUAAAUUUGGAUUUUCCACACUUAAAUUAAAGUGUAAUUAUGAGCUUAUAAUUGGCUCCACGGUCAUCAGUGGCAACAUAUUCGCAGCUAUUAAUGGAUUAGGAAUAGCGACGAAACUAAAUGUUAAUUAUGAUAAAACAUACGACGUGAAUUUGGAGUACUUCAAAAUAAAUCAUGGUAAAAUCACUGUAAAAAUGACUGGUCUAAUUAAUUUAAUAAAUUUCAUAAUCAGUCAAUUCUCUUCAUUAAAUGAAUUGAAUACUAUAUUGUACGACAUGAUCGAAGUUACAAUCAAUAAUUUCAUUAAAGAGCAAAUUACAUUUCAUUUGUAAUUUAUAAUGAAGUCUUUCAAUUAUAAUCAUGCAAACCGUAUGAAUUAACAAUCUUUCAGUAAUGCGAUAAGUAUAGGUUUUAAAAAAUCCCACUAUAUAGGAUAUACCCAAGCAGAACAGCAAGUCACGAUAACGUUAAAAUGAAUCGAAAAUGAUUGAAAAAUGACUUUUAAUGAUUAUUUUGGAGUCAUU
Acromyrmex echinatior (Panamanian leafcutter ant) is the source of this 948-nucleotide messenger RNA. RefSeq lists its product as uncharacterized. The record is from RefSeq and is a predicted model, not a curated record. Lineage: Eukaryota; Metazoa; Arthropoda; Insecta; Hymenoptera; Formicidae.